ACAUUUUCCACCGGCUCUUUCUCUUUGUCCAUCCACCACCGUGCUGAAGCAACAUCCACAGCAAGACCAUGGCGAAUGUUGUCGAUACAAAACUAUAUGACAUUCUCGGAGUCUCUCCAUCCGCAACUGAAAAUGAACUGAAGAAGGCAUACCGGAAACUGGCGAAAGAAUACCACCCUGACAAGAACCCAAAUGCUGGUGACAAGUUCAAAGAAAUCAGCUUUGCUUAUGAGGUGCUGACCAACCCUGAAAAGAAGGAGCUUUAUGAUCGCUAUGGAGAGCAAGGCUUGCGGGAAGGAGGCGGGGGUGGCCCAGGCAUGGACGACAUUUUUUCCCACAUCUUUGGUGGUGGACUCUUUGGUGGUGGACUCUUCAUGGGCCAGGGGAGUCGCUCCAGGAAUGGAGGUCGGAGGAGAGGAGAGGACAUGGUCCAUCCACUCAAGGUGUCACUGGAGGACCUUUACAAUGGCAAAACAACUAAACUACAACUUAGCAAGAAUGUACUGUGUAGCACUUGUAAUGGGCAGGGAGGCAAGACGGGUGCGGUACAAAAAUGUACAACAUGUAGGGGGCGUGGCAUGCGCAUCAUGAUCAGACAGCUCGCCCCAGGGAUGGUCCAACAGAUGCAGUCUGUGUGUACUGACUGUAAUGGUGAAGGGGAAGUUAUCAGUGAGAAAGACCGCUGUAAAAAAUGUGAAGGCAAGAAAGUGGUGAAGGAGGUGAAGAUUCUGGAGGUACACGUGGAUAAAGGCAUGAAGCAUAGCCAGAAAAUUACCUUUGGAGGUGAAGCUGACCAGGCACCUGGCAUCGAGCCAGGGGAUAUAGUCCUUGUCCUGCAGGAAAAAGAGCAUGAGACAUUCAGGCGAGAUGGCAAUGACCUGUUCAUGAACCAUAAGAUUGGGCUGGUGGAGGCGCUGUGCGGCUUCCAGUUUAUGCUGAAACACUUAGACGGCAGACAGAUCGUUGUGAAGUACCCUGCUGGCAAAGUCAUUGAACCAGGCUCAGUCAGGGUGGUGCGAGGAGAGGGCAUGCCCCAGUACCGAAACCCUUUUGAGAAGGGAGAUUUGUAUGUCAAGUUUGAUGUUCAGUUCCCCGACAACAACUGGAUCAGCCCUGAGAAACUUGCGGAGCUGGAGGACAUGCUGCCCUCACGGUCAGAGCCGCCCAUCAUCACUGGAGACACAGAGGAGGUGGACCUGCAGGAUUAUGACGUCAGCCAGAGCUCGUCAUCAGGUAACCGCAGAGAGGCCUACAACGACAGCUCCGACGAAGAAAGCGGACACCAUGGGCCGGGAGUACAGUGUGCCCACCAGUAAUCUCAUACUCUGUCUCACACACACAUAUGAUCCACGUACUACUUUGGAUGAAAAUGUAUGAGUUGCAGAGUAAACAAGGAGGUAGGUCAGGCUGAAAAGGCUUGGUAGUUCCUCAGACACAGAUCAGAUAUAUUGAAUCAUGGCACCUGGAGUUGUUGAUUAUUGUUAUUGACUGUGUGCUUGGAUUAUUUUGAACUUUGUCUGAGGAACUCACACUGGGGCAGCCCAAAACUUAUUACACUGCGCCUGAAACAGACAAACAGUAACUUCAGGUAGAAGUCAGAUUAAGUAUUUAAGAUUUAUCAAAACAAAUGGUUGCCCCAGUGAACACUGUGCCCUGUAGGACCAUGAUCUGGUGUUCAAGGUGAACCCCCCCAACCCCCCACCCC
This is a messenger RNA of Seriola dumerili (greater amberjack), 1705 nucleotides long. It is a transcript of the gene dnaja2a, whose product is annotated as DnaJ heat shock protein family (Hsp40) member A2. Gene Ontology annotation, biological process: protein refolding; response to heat. Gene Ontology annotation, molecular function: Hsp70 protein binding; ATP binding. Gene Ontology annotation, cellular component: cytoplasm; cytosol. The record is from RefSeq and is a predicted model, not a curated record. The transcript has 9 exons. Lineage: Eukaryota; Metazoa; Chordata; Actinopteri; Carangiformes; Carangidae. Bases 69 to 1316 code for a protein of 415 amino acids.